Diaporthe citri is the source of this 1437-nucleotide messenger RNA. RefSeq lists its product as uncharacterized. The record is from RefSeq and is a predicted model, not a curated record. Gene Ontology annotation, biological process: transmembrane transport. The transcript is spliced from 4 exons. The coding region runs from base 1 to 1437 and encodes 478 amino acids. Gene Ontology annotation, molecular function: transmembrane transporter activity. NCBI's taxonomy places the organism in Eukaryota, Fungi, Ascomycota, Sordariomycetes, Diaporthales, Diaporthaceae.
AUGGAGCACCCUCGGUGUCUUUGGAGCGACUUUUGUCAGGUCCUGCAGCCGGGCUGCGGAGAAACAUCCAAAGCCCAACCCUGUCCACCCGCCACCAACGUGCUGGUCCUGUCCGGCAGCCAGAUUGCGUUUGUCGAACUUCUCGGCUUGUUUUGCCACGAGCAGAUCUCGGCGUUCAAGGAAAUUUUCCACAAGACCCUCAAGAGCGACCUGGAAGACAUCAACGACGCCUUGGAAAAGAACGUCCAAGGGUCAGCGCAGCCCGUUGUUGGCCCGCAAAUCACGCAUGACCACCCGUUUACUGUCUACACCGUUUGGGAGAAAAGAUGGAUCGUGUUUUUGUCUGCAUUCGCGGGAAUGUUCUCACCCAUGAGCUCAUUCAUCUUCUACCCCGCCAUCACUGUGAUUUCAGACGGCCUUGAUGUCUCGGUCGGGCUCAUCAAUCUCGCCAUUACCACCUACAUGGUCGUCUCGGGAGUUGCCCCAGCCUUGCUCGGCAAUGCGGCGGAUACACUAGGACGACGCCCGGUAUAUAUUCUGGCGCUGGGAACCUACUUGGGGGCCAAUAUUGGGCUGGCUCUUCAGAAUAGCUACCCUGCUUUGCUGGUCCUCAGGAUGUUGCAAAGCGCUGGUAGCUCCGGCACGAUAUCCCUCGGGUAUGGCGUUCUCAGUGAUAUUACGACUCCAGCCGAUCGGGGCUCUUACGUUGGGACAAUGCUUGUUGGUCCAAACGUGGCACCUCCUCUCGGCCCUAUCCUCGGCGGUGCCCUCGCUGCAAGCUUAGGCUGGCACUGGAUAUUUUGGUUUCUUUGCAUACUUGGUGGUGUCUGCCUCCUUAUGAUUCUGUUCACUCUGCCAGAAACCGCGCGAUGCCUUGUUGGUAAUGGCAGCAUUCCCGCCCAUGGAAUCAACCGCACCUUCCUGUCUUCCAUGUCAGAAUGGCGAAAGCCACGAUCAGAUUCACAGAGUCAUGGAGACCGACGAAAACUUUCUUUACCGAAUCCGCUGGCGUCCCUCAAACUGUUGCUACUCAAAGACGUAGCAAUAGUCGUGGUGUGCAAUGGCAUAUACUACAUGAUAUAUUGCUGUGCCCAGGCAUCGCUAUCUUCACUCUUCAUCGAAGUAUACCACUACGGUGAGAUUGCUUCCGGAUUGGUGUACAUUCCGUUCGGCGUCGCUUGCUUGAUCAGUCUGCUGGUUUGGGGCAAGGUCCUAGAUUAUGACUACGCUCGGCUGUCGAAAAGUCUCGAGCCCCGUCCAGCGGCAGACCCCAGCAAUAGCGUCGAGGGGUUUCCGAUCGAGAGGGCGAGGCUCAAGACAGCACUGUACCUGGUAGGCCUGAACACAUUGGCCACGAUAGGAUACGGAUGGGCCAUGGCUUACCGUGUGGUUAGCUUUACCGCCGCUACUGUCCUGUCUGAUUUGCUAAAGAUGUGA